Molecule: messenger RNA, 441 nt
Organism: Adelges cooleyi (spruce gall adelgid)
Lineage: Eukaryota; Metazoa; Arthropoda; Insecta; Hemiptera; Adelgidae
Product: nucleoside diphosphate kinase homolog 5-like
Exons: 2
Coding region: 1-441 (146 amino acids)
Source: RefSeq, a predicted model, not a curated record
AUGCGCUAUCCGCAACUGGUGGAACACUUGGCCAGCGGUCCGAUCGUCGUGUACGUGUUGAUGAAAACCAAUUGCAUCGACGAGUGGAAGAGAUGCGUGGGGCCGCCCAAUGUGGCUUUUGCAAGAACUUACCAUCCGCUCACGUUGCGGGCAAUCUACGGGCUGGACCCCGAGACAUCGGCCGCGGCCAACGGUUUCCACGGUAGCGACAGCCGUCUUGCGGCGCACAAAGAAAUACUGUUCUUCUUCCCGUACAGCGACUUGGACGACACUUUGAACUUGGACGUCAUGAUGGAUUUCAUACAAAACGUGAUGAUGCCGGUAAUAAACAAAGGGUUCGGGGAGCUGUACAAAGAGAAUCCCGACGAUCCUCUCAGGUGGUUUGCAAACUGGAUAAUGCACAACAACCCGAACAAAUCGGAAUCGGAUGCUCGUAAAUAA